This is a messenger RNA of Adineta steineri, 488 nucleotides long. The record is from the annotation of a GenBank genome assembly. Lineage: Eukaryota; Metazoa; Rotifera; Eurotatoria; Adinetida; Adinetidae.
UUACUCGAUGGAUUAGUCAAAGUGGACAUGAACUUGUUCAUCUACUUCAAUUAUGUGAAAUAUCAACAUUAAAUGAAAAUAAGAAUAAUAAUGAUCGAUUCAUCAUUGAAACAUGUUUACGAUAUUUCCUUAAAGAUAAUUCAUAUUCAUGUGGCAUUUUUUCUUCGAAUAUAUCAAAUUAUAUUGAACAUCUAUUUAUUUGGCGUAUAUUAUGUGAAUUAAUAAAUGACGAAGAUGAUGAUACAAAUAUUCAUCCUGAUUUUCAUGAAUUUAUAUCUUGUCUUUACCGUAUAAUAAAAUCUUCAGUUAAUGAAAAAUUAUCUGUAACAAAAGAAUUUAUUAUCUGUCAAUAUGUAUCGAUUCUUUCAACAAUUGAUAUGUUUGAUAUUUAUCGACGUAAAUGUGAUGAAACUAUGAGUCGUUGUAUACUUAUACAUGACGGCCAAUAUGAAACUAGAAUUAAACAAGUUCAUCAAAUGAUACGAUAA